CAGCCGCCGAGCAACCCACGGGGAGAGCGUCGGUUUAACGGAGCGAACACCGGGAACACCGUGGAUACUCACGGGAGGAUGCGGUCCUUCACGGACUCCGUUAAGACUUCCUCCCUGCUGGUCUGAGUCCACCAAGGGGGGUCCAGGAUCGUCUCCGAGGGGGUUCUGCUCACUCCACCAUGUGAGAGAGAGAGUGAUAGUUAAAGAGAGAGAGACAGAUCCAAGUGAACCAGGACCCCGAGCUCCUGGUCCGUCUUCAGGACUCGUCAUGAUCCGGAUUCAUAUCUUCAUGGUGGUUUUUGUGUUGGGUGUGUGUGACUCCGAGCUGGACUCCCCCGGCUGGAGGGAACCUCUGGACUGCGUCCGGGCCUCUGAACUGUGCAACCAGAACAGCCAGUGCAGCUCCCGGUACCGGAUCAUGCGCCAGUGCCUGUCUGGGGGUGACAAGGAGCGCAGCACCAUGCUGGCCUCCAAGGAGUGCCGGGGGGCGCUGGAGGUGCUGCAGGACUCGCCGCUGUACGACUGCCGCUGCAAGAGAGGCAUGAAGAAAGAGCUGCAGUGUCUGCAGAACUACUGGGGGAUCCACAUGGGUCUGAGUGAGGGACAAGACUUUUACGAGACGUCUCCCUACGAGCCAAUCCAUUUCUCUGAGGAAUUCCGACAUGCCUCCAUCAUCUCAGAUUCUUCCCUGUUGAAGAUGAGCCCCUGCUCUGAGACAGGGAAACCCUGUAACCCGUGUCUGGACGCAGCGAAGGCGUGUAACCUGAACGAGACGUGUAAACGACUGCGAUCCGCCUACAACUCCAUCUGCAGCAAGGCCACGCCCCCUCAGCCCUCCGUGGCCAAUCAGGAGCCGUGCAGCCGGAAAAGAUGUCAGAAAGCCCUGCGUCAGUUCUUCGAGCGGGUCUCAUGGGAGCUGAGUUACCCCCUGCUGUUCUGCUCGUGUCCGGACCAGGCGUGUGCCGAGCGCCGCCGCCGCACCAUCGUGCCUUCCUGCUCCCACCAGCAGCGGCACAAGCCCACCUGCCUGGAGCUCCGGCGCACCUGCCGCGCCGACGCCCUCUGCAGGUCUCGGCUGGCUGACUUCCACAUGAACUGCCAGAUGACGUCUCACAGCGCCACCAGCUGUCCUCGAGACAACGACCACGGCUGCCUGAUGUCCUACGUCGGCCUCAUCGGCUCUGAUGUGACGCCCAACUACAGCGACAGCAGUCCGUCCAACAUCACCAUGAGCCUGUGGUGCACCUGCAGGGGAACGGCCAAUCAGGAGCGCCAGUGUGACGCCUUCCAGCGAGACUUCACUCACAACAGCUGCCUCAAAAACGCCAUCCAGUCUUUCGGUUACGGAGCAGAAGGAGGAACUCUUCUGGUGACCGAACUGUCAUCCACCUUCUUCCCCCCCGCCCAGCCGCCAAUCAUCUCUAUACCCGGCCCCUCCCUACACACCAAUGCCAUCAAACCCCACGACAGCGCCUGUGUGUUCUCCACCUGUGCCAACCUGCAGGAUGGAGGCCCAAAGUGCAUCCCUUCUGAUGACUUUGAGUGUGAGGAGGCUCUGUUGGCUCAGGACUCUGCAGGACCGAGGAGCAGCCGGCGAUCAGCUCCGCUCCUCCCUGUGUGUGUGUCCGUCCUGGUUCUACUGUUUGUCUGAUUAACAUGAACUCACACACACUGUACACACACACACACACACACACA
This is a messenger RNA of Cyclopterus lumpus (lumpfish), 1698 nucleotides long. RefSeq names its product GDNF family receptor alpha 2b (gene gfra2b). Gene Ontology annotation, molecular function: signaling receptor activity. The coding region runs from base 269 to 1651 and encodes 460 amino acids. The transcript is spliced from 10 exons. Gene Ontology annotation, biological process: nervous system development. Gene Ontology annotation, cellular component: external side of plasma membrane; signaling receptor complex. NCBI's taxonomy places the organism in Eukaryota, Metazoa, Chordata, Actinopteri, Perciformes, Cyclopteridae. The record is from RefSeq and is a predicted model, not a curated record.